AUGAUGGUCAGCCUAAUAUUUUUUUCCCUUGGAAAUCCUGGACCAAUAAAUCGCCACUCAACUGGCCAUUAUAUCUUGAAACAGCUCGAAGAAGGCUUCGAUGCCCCUCCGAUGACCAGAAAAAAAAAAUACUCUAUCUCCAGAGUGGAUAAUGUCUUCUUCGUCAGGUCCAACUCCUACAUGAACGAUUCCGGUGCUCUGCUCCGGUCAUUCCUUACUGAGGAGCAUGUGCGGCAAUGUGUAGUUGUAGUUGUGUACGACGAUUUCGAGUUGAACAUGCCCAAGGUGAGGCUCCAGCAAUUCAAGAGAAAUGAAUCUCACAACGGCAUUAAAUCUGUUGCCCAAGUCCUAAAUUCUCUGGCGAUUCAAGGAUAUAAGCUCGGAGUAGGAAUCGGUCCCAAACCAGUGGGUGCAUCAAAAGAUGCAAUGGCUUCUUGGGUCCUUUCCAAGUUUUCCCGUGAAGAGAAUGAAUUGCUAGAAACAUCCAUGCAAUAUGUGUACAAGUAUGUUCACGAAAUUAUUGAGAGAGAAGGUGACAUUGGCGAUUGCGGUAAGCUCAAUGCCACCAUAACCAAAGCCAUGAGCGAAAGCUAG
Sungouiella intermedia is the source of this 594-nucleotide messenger RNA. The record is from the annotation of a GenBank genome assembly. NCBI's taxonomy places the organism in Eukaryota, Fungi, Ascomycota, Pichiomycetes, Serinales, Metschnikowiaceae.